AUGUAUUACCAUUUAUAUCUAAAAUCCAACCCGAGUUACAAACACAUUAAUACAAACCAUCGACUGUUUAAUUAGGAUCCACACAAGUUAAACAGCGAUUCUAAUUCUAUUCACAAGUUGAACAUGGUGAUGAGCAAGGAAGACACGAUGACCCAGAAAGAUAUUUGCCAAGGCCACAUGAUGUACAAGUAGUAGGAGUAUUUUAACAAUUCUAGCAAGAAGCAUCACAAAUUAAGCAAAAAGAUUCAACAAGAAAAUAGUGAUCCACACAAGUUUAACAUACAUAAUUAGAUGUACAAGUAGCACAUUAAGUAGGGCAGUUCGAACAAGAUAUGCCAGAUUAGUAAAAUCCGGGAUAACAGACUGAGCAGGAUAAUUUUUAAUACAAAGGAAAGCAUGUGGAACAAGAGAUUUGAGUACAAACCUAACACCCUUUUUAGCAUGGCUUACAUGUUUAGAUUAGAGGAUAAACAUAAAAGGCUGGCUAACAUGUGUUACAAGCAUAAUUAUUGGAACAACUCAAGCAAUUAGGUAUGCAAUUCACACAUGAACCAUUAUUAUUAAAUUAUCCUGGAUCGCAACUCCAAGAUACUAAAAUACAAUAAGCUUUCCUUACAUAUACAAUAAGUUAAAAUAAGGCAGAUUCUUAACAGGUAGUUAGACAUGAAAACAAAAAUAAUUGAUUAAGAAAUUAUGAGACAAACAAGGUUUGAUAUAAAUUAAUACUAACUCGUAGAUUUCUAUAUUUAGAAAUUUCAAUAAUAUAUAUAAUUAAAUUAUUUUUAUAAUUAAAGUGCUAUAUAUAGAAUUUGCAGCAAAAUUGACAAAUAGCUUUCUUAUAAAUAAUCUUGA
This is a messenger RNA of Paramecium octaurelia, 852 nucleotides long. Lineage: Eukaryota; Ciliophora; Oligohymenophorea; Peniculida; Parameciidae. The record is from the annotation of a GenBank genome assembly.